Molecule: messenger RNA, 2894 nt
Organism: Harpegnathos saltator (Jerdon's jumping ant)
Lineage: Eukaryota; Metazoa; Arthropoda; Insecta; Hymenoptera; Formicidae
Gene: Nct
Product: Nicastrin
Exons: 8
Coding region: 380-2305 (641 amino acids)
Biological process (GO): Notch receptor processing; protein processing
Cellular component (GO): plasma membrane
Source: RefSeq, a predicted model, not a curated record
CUGUUUAUUUUUAAACAGCACGACUCAGCAGAUUGGGAAAUUCUGAUUUUCAGAUAGUACGACUCAAUAAUGGAUCAGGCAGACCCUUAAUUUUAAGAAAGUGUUUUUCAGUCAUUCUUUACUUGAUAUGUAGGUAUCGUAACUAACCGAACAGAUACGUAAUCUUCAUAUGCCAUCUGCAAGAAGCUUUAUACUGUUAUUGGUUAGGAUCUUUCCCGUUUUGAUUAACCUAUGUAGAGAUAUCGUUGUGACUCAUACGAUGUCAAAGUUGUAAUUGUUCUGGCAUGUAUUGUAAAGUGUCUCAUAUGUAGUAACAUUGGGUAAUGUCAAAAUUUACAACUGAUCGCAAAUUACGAAUAGACACGAAAAAUAAUAGAAAAUGGCGUUGAGAGUUUGGGGAUGUAUUCUGACUUGUAUUGUUAUAAAUUUCGUGGCCGGUGAGAGAAUAAAGGAUAUGAUUUAUAUGCCCCUGGAAGGGGUUUCUGCCUGCUUCCGAAGACACAAUGGCACACAUCAGUUUGGAUGCUCUUCUACUAGAUCAGGCAGUGUAGGCGUUGUACAUUUAAUUGAAGCUGAUAAUGAUCUUAUUUGGAUAGAAAAUAACGCCACUGCUGGCCCAUAUACCGUGGUUAUGCCAUUUUCAAUGUUCACCAGAAAGACUCUUGUGAGAUUACGAAAUAUAAAUAAUAUAAACGGAGUACUGUUAGCGAAGAACAUCAGUCAAGAUCGACCGUCUGAUUAUUCACCUGAAGACGAAUGUCCAAAUCGAUACUCUGGUUAUAAGAAAUGUAACAAUAAAAAACCGUGGAACCCCUUUGGAUCCGCAUUGCUCAUGGAGGACUGGCCAUUUCCCAUGUUUUAUACAGAUAAUCAGACUGUGUUGGAAGCCAUAAAGUCUUGCUUCUGGACGCAUAAUGCUCACAAUCUCGAGACGCAAUAUCAGAGAUCACUGUGUGCAUUGGAGAUGAAGUCGUUCAUGUAUGCUGCCAUUAACUCAGAGUCUUGUAUAAGACGCACCGACUUCAAGCUGAAUUUCAAUCCGACCCUGUUCUGCGACCCGCUCGGUGACAGAAAUAUACAUUGGCCUCUGGUGCCUCUCAAUGAAAAUGACAAUACAGUAAUCGUGAUAACUGCGCGUUUGGACGCAUCGUCGCUGUUUGACGGGAUAUCUCCCGGUGCGGGUAACGUCGUAACCGGGCUUGUGACAUUACUCGCCACUGCGUACUAUUUGAACUCUUUGAACGCUACUGCCCAUAAGACGAAUGUAGUGUUCUCUUUGCUGAACGGAGAGGCAUUCGAUUACAUUGGAUCUAGUCGUAUGGUGUACGACUUGAGACAAAACAAUUUCAAUGCUCUCGGUGGAACAAACUUGAAACUCGAUGACAUCAAGAGCGUGAUUGAGUUCGGACAGUUGGGCAAAGGAGAAAUAUUUCUGCACGUGAACGGUAACGACGACAUGAUAGGUCGCUUGGAGCAGGUGUUAAACGUCACGUCGACGUUAAUCGACAGUGUCCCACCGACGUCUGUGCAAAGUUUCUUGGAGGCAAAACCGAAUCUUACGACCGUUGUUAUAAGCAAUCACGGAAAACAAUUUACGAACCGAUAUUACAACGGUAUCCUAGACGACGCAGAGAGUCUCGAUUUCCAUAGAAAUAAUUCUGGUACGCUUGCAACGGACUUGGCGAGAAUCGCUUUUCAAGUGGCUAACGAGCUUUACCGGGAAGUGACGGGAACAGAGCCGCCGUUGCAACCCGAUGCACAGUCUACCGUGGAAGAUCUCGUGGUGGAGAUGCUGCAUUGCUAUCUGGAGAGCGCUAAGUGCAAUCUGUUCCGUGCCGCUUCGGUUCCCGGUGUCAAGUUGAUCGAUCAGGUUCUGUCGCUGUACGUCGGUGUGCACAGAGCACCGAAUGUCGCUACGAGCUUGACCGGCCAGCUUUUAGCCUUGCUCACUGGCGAAAAGCUUUACGAUAUGAACGAAACAACGUGCCACGAGAAUCGCCUAGCUUGGAUGGGCGGACCCAAUUUCACAGGACUGUGCAUAAAUUCGACCGUCAAUUAUAGCGCAGCUGUGAGUCCAGCGUUCAUCAUUGAAGGAUAUAACAUGAAAUCGGGUAUAUACUCCACGUGGACGGAAUCCAUAUGGCAAACCUUGAGUGUCAGGAUGUUCCUGAAACCGUCCGCGGCGACAGAACGUUUCAGUAUGAUUCUAGGCAGUUUGGUCGCCGGUAUCUCGUUUGUAUUCAUGUGGCUCAUAUCAAACCAACGUGACGUGAUAUUUACUCCCAGAAGAAGGAUUGACUGGUAGGAAUACGCCGCGGACCACAUAUCAAUGACUAGCUUAGAUCACCAUUGUGAAUACCAAGGUGUUCUAGUAACUAGCCUUUAAUCGUAUGUGUGGUACGCCCUCGGAUGGUAAUUCCUCCUAACAUGAUAAUCAAACAAUUUGGAAACCGCGUCAUCGUUCUAAUUAUCCUUAUUUAUCUCGUUUAACGAUGUUUUUCGUGCCUCGUAAAUCCUCGACUGGUAUAAGUCAUUCUUUCAAAGUUAAUAUACGCAAAGAAGAUGCAAAUACAUUAUUUAUUUUUAAUAUAAAUUGUGAAUUCUUUUUUAUCUUUCUGCUCUUCAUAAUUCUCCGAUUUGUAUCGUUUGAAUUAUUUAUGAAAUUUUACACAAAAAGACAUUGAAUGCGACGAGUGUGGGGAAACUCGAUAGAUUAAUGGCUUUGUAUAUAUAUCGCGUUGAUAAGAUUUGUAACAAUUAAGUUAAGACCUCUUACGAGCAAACUGUGCUUUUGAUUAUUGAUACUAGUUACCUAUUUAACGCUAAGAGAAGCAACAUGUAUAUCUGUAAUAUGGAAAAAUACAUGAGAGAAUCAUUCUCUCCAUACGUCGGCA